Messenger RNA from Capra hircus (goat), 2627 nucleotides. RefSeq names its product phosphatidylinositol glycan anchor biosynthesis class X (gene PIGX). The transcript has 7 exons. The record is from RefSeq and is a predicted model, not a curated record. Gene Ontology annotation, biological process: GPI anchor biosynthetic process. Lineage: Eukaryota; Metazoa; Chordata; Mammalia; Artiodactyla; Bovidae. Gene Ontology annotation, cellular component: endoplasmic reticulum membrane. The coding region runs from base 1 to 1182 and encodes 393 amino acids.
AUGUCUUUUUGUUUACCAAUUAAACAAGUAUGUACAAGCACCCUCAAUGUCAAGGCGGUUCCCAGGACAGCGUGCGGGGUUCAGUGUCAGACUCGGGGUCCACAGGGAUGUCCCCAGACCAACAGCUCUAGGGCACGUCACUGCGCUUGCGCCACUCCUCGCUCCGCCCCCGACCGUGAGGGCGAGGGGCGGGGCGACGAAGGUGCAGGAAGAAGGCCUGCCGCUAUCCCGGAACAUUUAGGGGCGGGGAGCCGGGAGACUGGCGGAUCGCAGGCGUGCGCGAAGAGAAUCUUUCUUCCGGGUCCCAAACUCCGUGACAGUGCGGAGCGGUGUGAACCUUGUGCACGUUCCUCCGAUCGCAUUUUAUCCCCGCGUGCUCUUCUGGGGCGCGCGUUCUUCUUCGUCCUGGCUGCCCCAGCGGUGGCCGUCAGGGCAGUGGCCUGGCUGCUUCUCUGGGAGGCUGCUGGGUUCACCUGCUCGCCAGCCACAACAUUCAACAACACCCACUUCGUCGCCGGCAUAAGGGCCACUUGUUCUGAAAUUAUUUUGAGACAGGAAGUUUUGAAAGAUGGUUUCCACAGAGACCUGUUAACAAAAGUGAAAUUUGGAGAAAGCAUUGAGGACUUGCAGACCUGCCGACUCUUAAUUAAACAGUACAUCCCAACAGGACUCUUUGUGGAUCCGUAUGAGUUGGCUUCAUUACGAGAGAGAAACAUAACAGAGGCAGUGAUGGUUUCAGAAAAUUUUAAUAUAGAGGCUCCCAACUAUUUGUCCAAGGAAUCUGAAGUUCUCAUUUAUGCUAGACAAGAUUCACAGUGCAUUGAUUGUUUCCAAGCUUUUUUGCCUGUGCACUAUCGCUAUCAUCGGCCACAUAUUAAAGAUGGAGAAACUUUUAUUGUGGUCCAUAACCCUGAUUUAUUGAUGUAUUGUGACCAAGAGUUUCCAGUCUUGAAAUGCUGGGCUCAGUCAAAGGUGACAGCUCCUUGUGCCUUGAACAGUAAGGAUAUCUGCCAAUGGAACAAUAUGAAAUAUAAAUCAGUAUACAAGAAUCUGACUCUACAAGUUCCAGUGGGGCUGACCAUACAUACCUCUUUAGUGUGUUCUGUAACUCUGCUCAUUUCCAUCCUGUGUUCUACUUGGAUCCUUGUGGCUGUUUUCAAAUAUGGCCAUUUUUCCCUAUGAAUUUUAUGCAGUUAAAUACUUUCCAUAAACCUGAAUAAGACCAAAUCAUUUGUGACCAGAAGUAUUCUUCUAAAAUUAUGUCAUUACUUUUGCCUUUUGUCUUUAUUUAUGGCUAAUAUUAUAUUUACUAGAGGAAAUUCUGGAUCAUUCUCAACUAAUUUCAAAAUUCAGUGCUCUAUUGUGUAGACCUCUAAUAAUCCUCAAGCAUCAGGGGCCAAUACAGGAAACUUAAUUCUGUUAAAUUAAUAUUAUUUAUGAGAAGUGACUUAAUCUUCAUUUGGAUUAUAAAUAAGUACUUUAUUAGAGACAAAUUAUUGCUAAAAAUUGGGAAAAUUGUUAUGAAUAAGACUAAUUUGGAUGAGAGUUUAUUUAAAUGUUAGUUUUAUAAGAAUAUUAAUUUGUGCAGUUUCAAAGAAAAUCAUUAAAGUAGGACUUCUAAGAAUAUCAAAAUUGAUUAUUCCUUGAAGCUUUUCCAUUCUCUUUUUAUAAUACUGCUUUUGAAUAUAUAAAUUGGCAAAGGAUUGAUGGAGUUAAGUACUAAUAUUAAAAAGUAUAUUUUACUAAGUUGUAUAGUUACAAAAGUUUUUGAAUCUUCAGGUGAUUUUUUUAAGAACAAAAGGUCUUGGUUUAUUGUUUUUCUUUGGAAAAAUUAUAAAAUAAAGCAAACACGUAAGCUAAUUAAGAAAUAAAAGGGCAAGCAUCUUCCAGAACAGAAACCAGAAAACUAGGGUAUGUUUUGUAUAGCAUAAUGGGAUAUGAUAUACUUUAUAUAUGCUAUCACUGGUUAAUUUCCUAAAACACUCUGGUAUUUUUUAAUGGGAAUAAAUAUUUUCUAAUUUGCCAUGUUAACAUGUUUUCCAGGUAUUUUUUUCUCAGUGGGAUUAAUAUAGUGGCAUUUAAAUAGAAUUAUAUUAGUUAAAAUUCAGUACCAUUAACACCAUUUUGGAAUAUGGUUAGUCAGGUGGGAAAACCUGGUACUUUUUAACCUCUUAAGUGUGUUUCUAUGUAUGUGCAUGUAUGUAAUAGUCAUUUUCUUUUGCACAUCAAAGCCAAGUUCCUCAGUAUCUAAAUGUUUUCAUUUCAGUUAAUAUUUGAAAUGGUGGCUUGGGAUAUGAUUCAGCCAUUUUUUCAUUUAUAUGGGUAUUCAGAAGUGUAACGAAAGUGUGAAUGUGAGUGAAGAUACUUUAAUAUGAGUUUUUUUGCCUGAUAAAUGCUGGCAGAUGAUAUCACUUUGAUGCAACAGAGCAAUUUGAAAUCUUUAUAUUGUCUUCUUUGGAUUACUUAAAAAGUGACAAUUACUUUACUUUUUAAAUCAGCUUAUCAAAGAAAACAGGUACUAUUCUCCUGGUCAUUGUGUUCCAGUAUUGUUCCACUUGUAUGAUGUAUUUUCUUAAAGUAUCAUGUAAUGUUCUCUGGAUGAAAAUAACAAAGAUUACCUCAGCUAA